Molecule: messenger RNA, 2478 nt
Organism: Trichoderma breve
Lineage: Eukaryota; Fungi; Ascomycota; Sordariomycetes; Hypocreales; Hypocreaceae
Exons: 1
Coding region: 1-2478 (825 amino acids)
Source: RefSeq, a predicted model, not a curated record
AUGAGGAAGUUCAACUUUUCCCGGCCGGCACGUAAGAAGCCGCAGGAGCCCCAGCAGCAGCAGCCAAUGCCCGCGAUGCCUAUGAGUAAAGCUCAUAAAAUCUUGGGUUCAACGCCGCUCAGCUUCGACUCUUCUUCGAUUCAUGACGCCCCGCCGCCAACCGUCAGUGUUGGUAUGUACGAAGACAAGACCCUAAGCGAUCUGGAUUUGAAUCUACGCCAAACAAGGAUGACAAGAACUGAUGAUGAUCGGAGAAAAGAGCGCGGACCGUCCCCUUCGAACCUGAGGCUGAGUGCCCUUACCGAUAGCAUGAACUUUGGGGGAAAGAACUCGUCCGGUACUCUCAAGAAAGCCCAGUCGUCUUCCACCAUUAAAUCUUGGCACGACAAAUCAAAACAUUCCCGUUCUCUUUCACGACAAGCCUCGAUUCCACUCAUGAAUACUGCCUUUUCAUCAAACCCGCAUGCUUUCCCCGAUACCGACGAGUCUUCCAAGUUAAGAAAGAAGCCACCUAAACUCGACUUUACUGCAAUAGGACCGUCUCCCCGGAUGUCAAGAAAAGAGCCGGACAAUUUCAAUCCCAGUGCAUCUAACAAUUCGAUAAAAACCCCGACGGUGUCAUCUCCCUAUUCCACUGUGUCCCAUCGGCAGAGCGACCUACGCGGCAUGUUCAAACGACGGACAAAGGACAGCUUCAGGUCUUUGGUGCCUGAUGCCUCGCCAUCAAACGCUGGAGAAGCCCGCCGAAUGACUACACAACUUUCAGACAACGGGCUCUCCACGUUAUAUGACCACUAUGAGCAGAUGACCUUCCGAAACGCUAUGGAUGAUGACUCUGAUGUCAUGGGUAGCCCUGUCUACAAGAAGGACCAAACAGACGGUCGCGGCCAGGGUGAAUCUGAAUGGCGGGAACCGCAAGUACGACAGAAUCUCGAUUGGCUUCACAAGCCCCUCAAUGAAUCAAACGAGUCGAAAAGAUUGUCUCAUUCGGAAUACUCGUCGUCUCCAGGCGAUGGUGCUAGAAGUGUUUCGAGCAGACAUACUCGAACUUCUAGGGCUUCCAGGCAGACCGACAGCGGGCUCAUCCAGGAAGCUGACUUUCAUGACAAAAGCGUGUUGCUUUUGUCAUCAGACUCGGAAGAGGACGAGGAUGAUGAAAAGUCCUCGACUAGAGACCACGUCCCUCUUCCCACGCGACCAUUACCGGAACCACCAAGUCACAGCCAACCGAGGUCGUCGCGAUCACGACAGGUUUCGGGACAUGAGUCAGGUGGGAUGCAGAAUAAGAAGGCAAGCUUUGCGCCAUCCAACACCUACAUUGCUAUUCCUAGCGCCGAGCGAAAGCGACUGUCACCAUCUCCUUCUCGGCUGAAUCCGCCCUUCAGAGAUGGCUCCCGCGCUUCCUCGCCCAAACCCUCAGUUGGAUCUACGAACUCGACACGGUCAGGCAUGACGGGUCAGAUCGGCUACGGCGCAGAAGACUCUGUUCCUACGACAGUUCUGCCAGCUCGUCGCCCAUCUCAGGCGGAACUGGAUCGCCAGAAGGCACUGGCAGCGCUAACGGGACCCUCGUUGCGCCGGGAAUCUGCGGCAACGUCAUCAGACCAGCCCGAUCACGAACCAACGCCACCGCUGAGUCCAUCCUCAGUCAAUUUUUAUUUACGAUCCGCCCGGUCAUCCAUCGACGACUCCAAUGGCCAAGGCCGUAUCAUGGCACUUACUCGUCAAGAGGAGAUGUUGAUAUCCGCACUCCGCAAGAAGACCCAGGCAAUGCGUGAGAAGUCACAGCUUGGUUCCGCUGGCAAACCCCAGUCGGAUGGCCGUCAAGGCAGAAGACACGUCUCAAGCCCAUCUCAGGUAAUGGUGACAGACUCGAUGCUCGACUUUGACUUCCCCGCGCCACCGUCCCAUGGAUCGAAACAACGACAAUCUGGAGCGAGUUCGAUGCUGAGUGCACCCAUUACAGAGCACCAGUUUGGUGAGGAUGAGCCCUACAGAGCACCUUCUCGUUUGACUGCGGACACUGGAUCCGAAAGGGCAUCUUUCGUCUCUUCCAUUCGUGGCCCAGACGAAUUUGGCGAACAGCAGGAUGUCCUUGUGUAUCUUGACCAAAGCAAGCACGCUAGUGGCCAAUGGAGUCAGUCCGGAGGCGAAGGCCAAGCUCUUGACGAGGCGGCUGUGUCGUCGGGCUUUCACGCCGUUUCGUCGUGGGAUUAUCCAGAGGAUAAGCGCACAUCCAAGCUCAAGGGUAGAGCAUCAGCCCGGCAGCAAAUGCAAGCCGAGGUCAUGUCUCCUUCUAAGCUUACUAGGCUCUCUGAGGACGGAAGUGAAGAUGUGCCCCGGCCAGACAGUCCGAUAUCUAAUGAUACGUUCCAGCCACGACAGCAACGUCGCGCUGUGCUCAACACAGCACGCCUCAGUGCCGUGGGAUUCGUGCGAAGAGAUCCUGAGAUGGGGUGGUGGGGAGACGACGAUUAA